CUAAUGUUGCACACAGCACUGUACACGUUGAUGUCCUGGCUGUGGCGACGCUGCGACACAACAGAACCGAUUCGCACAGCGCCAACCAAUCCUUGCGACGUGUCGGAUCGUAUAUAUUGUGCGCGUCAUAAUGGUUUUGUGACGAAGAAUAGGCGAUCAAAUCGCUUGAGCAGGCGUGCGAGAAAGGCGGUCGGCGUUCUCUUUGAUUUGUGCUGAUAAAUAGAAGAGUGGACAGAAAGAAGGGGUAGAGAGUGAGGGGGAAAAAACGAAAGGCGAAUCAACUCGAACUCGAAACGUCAACGUCACAGUGCACGAGUGUGGAAGCGGGGAAAACGUCAGUCGCUGGUGGAUUAGAGCAAACAUAAUAAAGCAUCGAGUGCGUCGUUCGUCGCCCAGUGUUGUGUACGUUUUCAAUGACGACCAUUUUACUACGCCCUUUGUUCCAGCAAACGGCGGAGCGCACCGGGACACGGGACGCCUGGAAGUGAGUGGCGGGCUGUUUAGCGGGCCUUCCUUGGGACCUUGGGCGCGAGCCAGCCUUGGUGCCCUGCCUGGUUGGGCUCUCUCCGUGUGUGCGUGCGUGCGUGCGUGCGUGCGUGCGUAGUGUAGUGCAUUUUCUUCAGUGCAUUCGGUGCAAAACAACAACAACAAAAAAGAAAAGUGCAGCAACCAGUCGUCACGUCGUAGCUUUGCUUUUUAAUCGUGUAAAGCGCAAACAACGAUGCAUUAGUGUGGGUGUUUACGUUUUAGGUAGGAUAGACGACGACGACGACGACGACGACGACGACAGCAACGGCAGCACACAUCACGUCCUGCCAGUGAGGCAGUGAGGCAGCGCUACAGGGGAAUCGCGGCUGAUCGGGUGAAACAACAGCACCAACAGCAGCAAUCGAUAGGUCAACAGCAGGGUGCGCUUGCUGACUCGCAAAGACGAACGAAGUGUUGCGACGUUCCACAAAAAACGUUCCGUGAAUAAGGAUCCCCCCCAAAAAAGGGUUCCCAGGCAGGGCCACAGGACGAUUAGCAGAUUGUGUGCGUGUUUGUGUGUCUGUGUCUGUGUGUGUGUGGGCGGGUGGGCGAACCGAGCAACCAGCAAACUCAAACAAACCUCAAUCAAAAGACGAACGAUCGCCCCACCAAUCAAUCAAAUCCCGUCUAACGCCUCAAGCCGCCCUCCAGGAUGUCUGUCUGGACCUGACCUGACCUGACCUGACCAGCCAGCCGAUCCCUGAUCAGCGUGAUCAGCCAUGGAGUGAAAACGCACGGCGCACCCCCACACACACAGCCACGUGUUUGGAAGGACUGUUUCCGAGUUAUCGCGCCUGUGUGUCUUUUUGUGUGCUGUGCGCCCCCAACGGUGCAACACUAGAUGAUGGUGGUUUGGGCGGACGCAACUACUGCCAUCGUCUUCAUCGUCCCCAGCAGCAGCAGCAGCAGCAGCAGCCACUACCAACACCACCACCACCACCAGCAGGCAACAGUAGUCUCUGGGCAGAUUAUGUAAAAUCAUCCAUCCAUCUGUCGCGAAACAGAGUGAGCGAGGGACAAAGGGCAGCGAAGCGAAGGGCCCAGCAGGGCGAGAAACAGCAAACAAACAAAAAAAAAAAACAAAACAGAGAGCUAAAGAGAGAAAGGACUUGCAGGAGGCGUACGGGCGGAGGAAUGUCAGCGGAGUCACACCAGCAGCACCAGCAGCGCAUGCGAUUGCAUCCCAGCAGCGGUGGAACGACGAUGAUGAUGGGUGGUGGUGGUGGUGUGGUACGCUGCAUUCCGGCGAUCGUACCACCGCAGGCGGUCAGCGAUCGCUCCAUCCUCGACAGUGUCGCCGGGUUCAUCAGCGAUGUGACACUGCAGUGCCAAACGCCCCUCGGUGACGCCAAGGAUCACAUCCUUUGGGUGCGGUUCGAGAGUACGGCCGACAUCAGCGACCCAUCGCUCGGCGAUGACUGGGAGCUGGAGGGUGGUAUUGCGCCACCGCUUCUCCUGAUCCUCGGUUACGUCACCGGUGUCCAGGUUUGGAUCGUACCGGCGAACGGGGAAGCGAUCGAGGUGCUGUCCUGGCGCCACGGUUCGGUCAAGUGUUUGCGCGUCCUGCCCACCCCCACCCCCUCGCCAGUGUUUGACUGCUCGCUGCCCGAUCCGUACACACACAAGCGGCCCCUGAUUGCACUGUGCGAUAGUGGAACCAGUGGGGGCGGGGGGAGUGGUGGCACCGGGCCCGGCCCUGGCCCUGGCCCCACGGGCAACAAUGCCACCCCGUGCCCCGCGUACACGGCGGUCAACUUUAUCUCGCUGAAGGACGGCGAAACGGUGCGGAGCAUCAAGUUCAAGAGCCCGAUCGUCGACAUCCUGGCGAACCGGGCCUCGAUCGUGGUGACGUUCGCCGAGCGGAUCGCCGUGUUCGAUGCCCGGACCCUCGACGAUCGGCUGACGGUGACGACGUGCCAUCCGAGCCCGGGCCUCAACCCGAACCCGGUUGCGCUCGGGCCGCGCUGGAUAGCGUACGCCGAGCGGCGUCUCAUCCCGUCGAAGCGCUCGAGCGGGGGCUGUGAGGGGGACGGGGUUACCAGCUACACGGCGACCGUACUGAACGCGGCCAAGAGCCUCGGCAAGGGGCUCCGGGAGCUCGGUGAACAGGUGGCCGCGGGCCUGACCGGUGGCGGUGUCGGUACGGGAAGCACCGGCCUAGGGGGGGCGAUGGGGCACGGGCCCCAUGGUGGCAUGGGGUCGGCCGGUGAUGGGCCCGGUUCCACUGCCGGGCCUGGCCCGAUCGCCACCGAUGGCACCCAGCAGCCGGGCGUUGUCACCGUGCUCGAUAUCAAGUAUCCGAUCCGGGACAUUAGCCCAACGACCGGGACACCGAUCGCGUCCAAUGGGACCGAUCCGAUCGUGGCCCACUUUGUCGCCCACUCGGAAGCGCUGGUUGCGCUGGCGUUCGAUGCGCCCGGUAUGCUCCUGUUGACCGCGGACCGGCGCGGUCACGAUUUCCACGUGUUCCGGUUGCACCCGCACCCGAGCGGUGCGUCGCUGGCCGCAGUGCACCACCUGUACGUGCUGCACCGGGGCGACACGACGGCCAAGGUGCAGGAUGUGGCCUUUUCGCUCGAUUCGCGCUGGGUGGCGGUGUCGACGUUGCGCGGCACGACGCACGUGUUCCCCGUCACGCCGUACGGGGGACCGGCCGGUGUCCGGACGCACGGGUCACCGCACGUCGUGAACCGGUUGUCGCGCUUCCACCGGUCCGCCGGGUUGUCGAUCGAUGCGAUGCGCUCGAGUAGCCCCAGCCUUGGUGGUGGUGCCGCUGGUGCCGCCGCCGCCGCUGCCGCCGCCACAGGGGGUGGUGGUGUGGGUGGGGGUGCUGGCGCUGGUGGCAGUGGUAGCGGGGCCGCCGGGGGGAUCGGUGGGGAAAGUGGUCUGUUCGCGUACCACGCACCGUCGGCGGCAGCUUACGCGAACCCCCGCACCCCACCGUUCCCGCACCCGACGACGGUGCAACCGUUGGCGCAGCUGCGCCAACCGGCCAACCUUGGUGCCGGAGCGGGUGCAGGGAGUGCUGGUGGCAGUGGCAGUGGCAGUGGUGGUGGCGGUGGCGGUGGCGGCGCUGGUGGAGGUUCCGGCGGUCUCCAGGGCCAUCAUCAUCAUCACCGGCAGCGCAACUCAUCCUCGUCCUCGUCGGAUGAUCCGUCGGUAAAGCCGCUGCGGGUUUGUGCCACGUUCGCGAAGGCACGGUCCUGGUUGCUGGAUCCGCCCGGUUGCGCGAUGCGCGACACACCCGCCCACCGUAUCCAGCGGAAACCGGUCGACUCGCUGUUCAUCCUGGCCGCCCACGGUGCCCUCAUCCAGUACGACCUGGAACCGCGGCAUGCCGCCGGAACGCCCAAAGAGAAGAUAUGCGACGACACACCGAUCGAGCUGGAGGUGGAACCGAAAGCCCAGUGGUGCCUGCAGCGGCACGAGCCCGGACUGGGCGCCGGCGGCGGUGACCUGCAGCCACCGCUCUCGCUCGACAACUGGCUCAUACGGGACCGGCUGCUCGAGGAAGGGCUCGGUGGUAGUGGUGCCGGAACCGGAACCGGAACCGGAGCGGGUGGUGAAUCACUCGACUAUCGGCGGGUCGGUGGCGAGCAGCACCAUCCCCAUCACCAGCCGCACCGUGGGAGCACCGGGAGCAUCCACAUCGGCGGUGAUCCACAGGACGAUCGUUGGCUGUCGCAGGUCGAGAUCAUCACACACGCCGGCCCACACCGGCGCCUGUGGAUGGGGCCGCAGUUUAUGUUCAAAACCUACCACACACCGAGCGGCUCACCACUCUCGUCGAUCGACACGGACGCAGUGGAGGUGUGCCCGGGGGGUGCUGGUGGUGGAGUGGCCGGGUGUACCGCCACAGUCACCGGUCGGCCCGCACGCUCCAACCCAUUGAACAUGCCUUUGGUGGGAGGUGGCUGCUACGAGCACAGCCCGCGCCUGAUGAACAUGAACGAGUUCCGGCACCACGAAAAUCUCGACACCGAGUUUUCGUCGCUCGGCCCGGUCGAGUCGCAGCUGCGCGAGGAUCUGGCGGAUGCGAUGCGCGAAUCGCCCCUCACCACCGGCCGCGAUGCGACAGGUUCUUCUGCAGCAGGACAACCGCACCAGCACCAGCACCACCACCAGCAGCAACCGACGCAUCAUCACCAUCACCACUACCACCAUCAUCAUCAUCAGCAGCAGCAGCAGCAGCAGCAGCAGCAGCAGUUGAUGUCAGCGAGCAAUAAUCCUGCAGUCGCCGCUAGCGCCACCGGAUUGUCUUCGGUAUCAUCCUGCUCAUCCACCUCGAUCUACUCGUCAACGCACUCGCUCAGCUCGAUUUGUGAUCAGCAGCAGCAGCAGCAGCAGCAGCACCAACAAUUGCAAGCUCAGCAGUGCCAUCCACAACAGCAAUCGGAUCAACCGCAACACGGCAGCAGGGGACCUUGCCAUCAUCCCCUCCACCAGCACCACCACCAGGAAACCACCGGUCCGUCACGCCCCAGCUCAGCAGCAGGCGGUCGAAAUGUGGUGCCCGGGCCCCACCCAGCACCGGCCGGUGCCAUAACGAUCGCCAAGGUCGUCAAUCCGCUCGGCACCGUGACGACGAUCAGCACCACGGUGACGGCGGGGGUGGCGGGCGGGCCCGCUGGCAUCGCUGGUAACCCCACCGGGCCGGCCAGCCUCGAAUCGGACGACUUUCGACGGCACGAGAACAGCGACGAACCGUAUCUGCACGAGAACUGCGACGAGGCACUGUUCCGCCCGGUCGUGACGGUGCACGCGGCCAGCCUGGCCGUGCACGAGGUGGCGGCCGAUCGGUACCGGCCCCACCCCCGUUACCGGGGCACAUCACUCGAUCGGCUCCAAGACGACGACGACGAUGGUGCCAUCGUGGUCGGUGCGGUGGACUACGAUAGGCGCCCCGUUAGCCAGCCGGCAUCGCUCAUUGGCCGGGAUCUGAUUGUGCCGGUGAUCGAGGAGAAGAAUCUACCGCAGCAACGUGGCGGCGGCAGCGGCAGCAGCAGCAGCACCAAGCAGCCACCACAACAACCACCCCCCAGCACUGGUGCCGAGGUCCCGGCGGUCCGCAAGGGUCGUGUACGGCACGGGCAACCCGGCCCAGGUGACUGGAGGACACCGGAACCGAGUAAACGGGCCGGGAAAGGAAAGUGUUGCGCGAGCGAGGAGUUCGUGAACGUCGAGCUACCACCGGUUCCCCCCGGUGCCCCCGCAGUCGGGCCGGAACGCGGAACCACGGAAAAGGGGCGGGCAAAAGGACGCGCUAAGCACGAGACCCUCCAGGUGGUACCGGCGGAAGAUGUGGCGGAAGCGAUUGCGGCGUGCGCCGGCGUUGCCUUACCACCGCUCGAGGCCCUCAAGAUCGACGACAGUGAACUGUUCGGGGAGGAGGAAGGGGAGGAGGAAGGGGAGGCGGAGGACCAGGGCCAGCCAGCGGCCCACGAGGAAGCAGCGCCCCCCCCGGUCACCGCCGGCCGGGAAGAGUUUUACGAUUUUGGCGCCAGCAAGUGCGAGAUGAUGGACUUUGUGCAAGCGCUGCCACCGCUCGAUGAGCAGAAGGUGGAGCAGGAGGAAAACGAGGUGAAGGAGGAGGAGCUGGAACGCACGCUGAUCAGCUUCGAAAGCCCGUGCCAGGAGGGCCCCCCGGAGUGCCACCGGCAGCAGGUGACCGAACAGCUGCAGAGUGUGCUGCACGGCAGCAACAUUCUGCUGGCGAUGUGUUCGAGCCUCCGGGAAGGCGGCACGAAAGCGAACGCGUCCCCGGACAGGGAGGAGCGGGAGUACCAGAGUCUCGGGCCGCCGGAACCGCACGGGAACCGGGGUGACGGUGGGCACGAGAUCGCCAUGUCAGCCGUGGCCGUGCCGGCGAGCGACAAUGGUAGAAGGCGCCGCAAACACCGGAAAGAGUCCCAGUCGAGUCCGUCCGGUCGUUUGGUGGUGCCAGACGAGGACGAUGACGGCGAAGAGGAUGAUGAAGAGGAAGAGGAGGAGGAAGAGGAGGAGGAGGAAGAGGAGGAGGAAGAGGGUGCCAGGACGGUGGUGCGUGCCGUGGCCGACGCGGAAGAAGACGAAGAGCUGCAACCGCUGAUCGCGAGCAACAAAACCUCCUCGUCCUCGCUGUCCGGUGCCCAAGGGAAACCGGACACUGAUGCCAGUGGCAUGACAACCGCACAGGCCACGCCAAGGACAGUGUGCACACGCCAGCAACCCAAGCAGCACCAGCAGCAGCAGCAGCAGCAACAGGAAACUUGCGACGAUGGCGAAGAGGAUGGCACAGAACCGAUGCAGGACAGGAGUGAAGCAGCAGCACCACCACCAACCUCCACCGCAUCCAAGCAGCAACAGCAGCAGCAACAGCAGCAACAGCAACGUGCAACGUCAGCACCCGGUGGAACAGGGCACGGGGGAUUCGGUAACAGCGGGAGCGCUGCAACGGGCGGCAACGGUGGGAACGGGAAUGGGAAGAAAAAGUCGAAGAAAAAGCGAAAAUAAUCAAUGCAUUCAUAGCAGCAGCAACCGGAGCAGCCGGAGCAACCGGAGCAGCAACCGGAGCAACCGGAGCAGCAGUGGCAGCGAAUGGUGCUGCUGAUCGUCCUGGCCACAUUGUUGCUUUCGGGCACCGUCACCCAAUUGCUAUUGUGCGCUCACGCACGCUAGGGCGCAAUCCCGUGAGAGGCGCCGCAAAUUCCAUUUCAGUUUUAUCUGGGUUUGUUUUUUGUUUUUUCAUUUGAGCAACUACUUACCACAAAAAAAAAAAAACCGAUCAGACACACGAUGAUCAGUCUCUAUACAGCUCUCUCUCUCUCUCUCUCUCCCUCUUUAACUCUCUCUCUCUCGCUGCCUCUCUCCCUGCCUUCCUCUCUCUCUCUCUGUGCCUCUUUGUAUCGAUUUUUUUCUCCCCCUCCUACUACUAGUUGAGCGAAGAAAAUGUGUAGUGGCCCUUGAAGCCUUGAUGGAUGGCGAGGAACAAUUAGAACCGGAGACGUUUGUUCUCCGCUGCUGGAAGCAUAGUGAGCAGAGCAGAAUAAAAGUGAGCGCAUAAAAGCAACAUAAAAAAAGGGAAUGGGACACUAAUCGAGCGAAACAUUCGCGCUCAGCUGGCUGCGCUGUAGGUGCGCGAUAUGGUUCUUUCUAUAGUUGAGGGCGCAACGAUGAGACUAAAGUCCGUUCGACGAUCCGUUGACUGGCAGCCCGGGCACAGUGUGGCAGAUAAUGUGUGUGAAUUUGUGUGUUUCAUUAAUGAAGGAUGGCGCGGAAAAAGAUGAAAAGACUAAAAAAAAAAAACAAGUACAUGUUAAGCUAGUUAAUGCUGUUACAUCUUUAAAUAGACACCAAAAAAAAAAAUGAAGUAAAAAAAAAAACGAAAAGCGUUAGAAGCGAGACAAAAAAAAUGUCAAAAUGAGAAGAAAAAAAAACGGCAAUGAAGAUAAUUAAUAUUUAACCAACCGAAAGCUAGGGAGCAAGAAAUUCUGCACUGAACCCCUAACCUAUCCUGGCCCACCGGCGGCGGCGGCGGCGGGUGCCGGGUGGCGGUUGAACGGCAGAAAGAGUAGGCACGCAAUAAAUAACAAACGCGAAGGUGGCAGCUAAGGGGGGGGGGGGGGGGGGGUUCACGAGUUCAAUGACUGUUGUUACGGCAAGACAACUGGUUUUUUUUUUUUUUGAGUUCUUUGCGAAGGAGAAAACGAAAAGGAUGCGACACACGCGAGCAAAUGUGAUUAUUUAUAUAUUCAUCGGAGAUACGCGCGAAAGAUACGGAACCAGGGGGGGGGGGGGGGGCGAGUAACCGCGAACCGAUUAGCGAUUUAGCAGGGGGUCGACGAAACACGAUAAAAACAAGACACAAAAACACAAAACACAAAAAAAAAACAAAUAAAGCAAGUAUGAUAGUAAUAAUGAGUAACUAAAUUAAACAACACACAAAACAGGAGAAUCGAUAGGCUAGGCGAAACAGGAACGCAGCGUUCAAGGGGGGGGCGGGGAGCAGCGUGACAACAACAAACAAGCAAAAAAAAAAAGAGAGGAAGAACUAUUUUACUUAACCCGCCACCGCACUUCCGAGCAGAAAAGCGAGCUAGCGGGCCAGGCCGACGGCCAGGAAUCACACAGACCAGACCGUGAGAGUGGGGGGGGGGGACGGGGGGCCUCGUUUGAAAAAAAAAAAAACAAGUGAACACAACAGAAGCCAAAACCACGGUAAUGCUUCUGCGGAGCGCCCGCUCGGGAAGGCGCCAUAAAAUCGAAAAGGAAAGUAAUAAACAAAAAAAAACGGAAAAGAAAAAUGACAAAAAAAAAACCCCAA
Molecule: messenger RNA, 8830 nt
Organism: Anopheles aquasalis
Lineage: Eukaryota; Metazoa; Arthropoda; Insecta; Diptera; Culicidae
Product: breast carcinoma-amplified sequence 3 protein rudhira
Biological process (GO): response to starvation; autophagy
Cellular component (GO): cytoplasm
Molecular function (GO): protein binding
Source: RefSeq, a predicted model, not a curated record